This is a messenger RNA of Porites evermanni, 336 nucleotides long. The record is from the annotation of a GenBank genome assembly. NCBI's taxonomy places the organism in Eukaryota, Metazoa, Cnidaria, Anthozoa, Scleractinia, Poritidae.
CAGGAAAAGAGGUUUGAAUGCAAUGGUUUUCUGGAAGAAUGGGUGACUCACGUAACUGGAGAAUUCCAGCACAUUCGAAAUAGUAUUGUUGAGGGCCGUGGCGACGAGUCUCAGUUGAUUGCUGACGUCAUAACGUGCACGAAUGACAACUUAAAAAGAACCGCUCGUGAUCUGGUCAAGAUCAAAGAUUACAAGCUAAAAGCGAAAUACUUCCAAGUUUGUGACCUUCAGGGAUUCUUCCUAAAGAAAGGAGGUUUUAAAGUGAAUGAUGUUCCCGCUAUCAAGCAACUUGUUUGUAGAGAAAGUUGUGAAGGAAGCGGCCAUGACCAAGAGCCC